This is a messenger RNA of Staurois parvus, 315 nucleotides long. NCBI's taxonomy places the organism in Eukaryota, Metazoa, Chordata, Amphibia, Anura, Ranidae. The record is from the annotation of a GenBank genome assembly.
CUACAAUAGAUGACCAGAGACUGCGAACACAAUACAGGAGAUGACCAGAGACUGCGGACACAGUACAGGAGAUGACCAGAGACUGCGGACACAGUACAGGAGAUGACCAGAGACUGCGGACACAGUACAGGAGAUGACCAGAGACUGCGGACACAGUACAGGAGAGGACCAGAGACUGCGGACACAGUACAGGAGAUGACCAGAGACUGCGGACAGACACAGAGAUGACCAGAGACUGCGGACACAGUACAGGAGAUGACCAGAGACUGCGAACACAAUACAGGAGAUGACCAGAGACUGCGGACACAGUACAGG